Clonostachys solani is the source of this 690-nucleotide messenger RNA. The record is from the annotation of a GenBank genome assembly. Lineage: Eukaryota; Fungi; Ascomycota; Sordariomycetes; Hypocreales; Bionectriaceae.
AUGAAGGUCAUCACCCCCGAGGAGGCCAAGGCCCACAACGCCGCCGUCGUCAGGGGCGGGCUGAUCGGUGGCACGGCAGGCCUCGCCGUUGGCUUCGUCGGCGUCCUCGCCGGCCAGCGCCGCUACGCCCUCAUCCGCAACCUCACGCUGCCCUUCCGCGCCUUCCUCGUCACCUCGGCGGGAACCUUUGGCUUCGUCAUCAAGGCCGAGAGCGCCUCCACCGAGUUCCAGCGCGCCCAGAACCCCAUGAACUUCUACCAGGACUCGAGCCAGCGCGCCGCCGAGAUCAUCCGCCAGAACAACUCGAGGUACGAGCAGUUCAUGGAGUGGGGCAACGAGAACCGCUACAAGAUCGUCUUCGCCUCGUGGAUGGCCAGCAUGGCCCUCGCCCUGGCCAUCGUCAACAGGGCGCCCAUGAGCACCAGCCAGAAGCUCGUCCAGGCCCGUGUGUACGCGCAGGGCCUGGCGCUCGUCGUGCUCAUCGUCUCCGCCGCCUUCGAGAUGAACGACGCCGCCAACGGCGACAGCCGCUGGAAGACCAUCAAGGUCCUUGACCCCAACGACCCUGAGCACAAGAGGAUCAUUGAGAAGAAGAUCCACAAGGAGGAGUACGAGGGACAAGAUCUCUGGAAGGAUAUGGUUGAGGCCGAGGAGAGGCGGCUGGCACACAAGGCCCAGAACAAGGCAUAG